GUGGCUGAAACGAAUAUGGAGGAGCGCUCCCAAGCGAAACGGAAAAAGGUCCGCAAGGGCACAAAGAGCUGCUGGGAAUGCAAGCGGCGCAAGGUUCGCUGUAUCUUCAGCUCCUCCUCCAACGCCAUCUGCGAUAACUGCAGACGACGGGGAUCUAGAUGUAUCAGUCAGGAGCUCCCUGAUAGCCCUAUACCUACAAGAAAAGACUGGGUUGAUGCUCGGCUCGACCGAGUGCCGUACCCAGCCAACAACAUCCCCGCAGGCCCGUAUGAGAGCACAAACCGCGAUCUUCUCGCGGCCUGGCCCAGCCAGAGGGAACUCAAUCAUAUUUACAAUCUCCCUGUUGGCAUAUCAGUAUAUAUGAAUUAUGAAAUCUGGGCCCCAAACCCCUUCCCCACAGACGACAGCCUACCAACUCCGCAAGAAAUGCUCCAAUUACCAGAACCAAACUCCCACCCCGUCAUAAUCGCACGCAAACUGCUCAUCCUCGCCAUCUUUCUCCAAGGCAUAUCCCCAUCCUCCAUCCAAACCCUAUCUAACCUAUCCAUCUCCCACCACGACAUCAUGACCCGCGCCGUCACCUGCGCCAUCAGACUAGUAACCACAAACGACGAGCUCAGUGGCUGUAUCGAAGGCCUGCAAUGUAUCAUGCUCGAAGCUCAAUACCAGAACUACGCCGGUAAUCUCCACCAAGCCUGGUUAGCCACCCGCCGAGCCACGGCCAUCGCACAAAUGCUGUCUCUCCACCGAGGGCUUCCCCCAUCAUCCCUCAAGGUUCUCGAUCCAGCUACGCGCGAGACCCUAAACCCAGAUUACCUGUGUUUCCGCCUCAUCGAAAUGGACCACUACCUCUCCCUCAUGCUCGGCCUACCACCUACCAAUCUCGAAGCACGAUGCCUCUCCCCAAAACUUUUAGAGACAUGCACGCCUCAAGACCGCAUGCACCGCAUGCACUGCAUUAUAGCAGGCCGUAUCCUCCACCGUACCGAAGCAGACAUCAACAGUGUCUCCGUUACGAACGACAUCGACCAAAUGCUCCAAAACGCAACCGCCCAAAUGCCUCCUCAGUGGUGGCUCAUCCCAGACCUAACAGCCAACCAAGCCCAAACCACCAUCAUCCAGAAUACCCUCCGCCUAAACGCCCACUUCACGCACUAUCAACUCCUCCUCCGUCUGCACCUCCCCUACAUGCUCCGCUCAUCCCACUUCUCUACGGCAUAUGACCAAAGCAAACUCACCAUCAUAACCGUGAGUCGCGAGAUAGUAGCGCGGUAUAUCGCUUUCCGCGCCUCGAAUCCAGCACAUUACUACUGUCGCGGGGUGGAUUUCAUUGCUUUUGUGGCGGUGACGGUACUUGGUAUUGCGCAUAUUGACUCAUUCAGUAAUAUGCAGCCUGGGAAGGGAACGAUAGUCAGUUUCCUCGGACAUAGUCGACCGAGUGACCGCGGGAUGAUGGAGCGGACACUUUCUAUUAUUGAGGGUAUGGUGGAGUCGGGGUCAGGGACGGAUGAGAUUGCGGGGAAAUUGGCGGGUAUAAUGAGGCAUUUGUUGAAGGUGGAGGAGAGUGCUGCUGGUGGUGUAGGAUAUACAGCUAGGGAGGGCGAUGAGUAUGCGAGGGGAGGAGGAGGGGAGUAUGAUGGAAGGGUAGGGGAUGGGGGGACGAGUCUGCAUGUCUAUGUUCCGUAUUAUGGGACUAUUGGGUUUGAGAGGAGUGAGAAGGAGAAAAUAGUGGAAGAGGAGGGUGGUGGUAGUAGUGAAGAGUGGGAUAUGCAUGCGGUGGAUGUGGCGCUAUUCAAUAGUUUGUUCGGAGAUAUGGUGGUUCCUGAUGUUGGGGAGGAGAGGUGGGAGGACUGGACGGGUGUAUAGAGACGAAGAGUAAGUGAACGAAU
Messenger RNA from Aspergillus vadensis CBS 113365, 1889 nucleotides. RefSeq lists its product as uncharacterized. Gene Ontology annotation, biological process: regulation of DNA-templated transcription. The transcript is spliced from 2 exons. Gene Ontology annotation, molecular function: zinc ion binding; DNA-binding transcription factor activity, RNA polymerase II-specific. Lineage: Eukaryota; Fungi; Ascomycota; Eurotiomycetes; Eurotiales; Aspergillaceae. The coding region runs from base 16 to 1866 and encodes 616 amino acids. The record is from RefSeq and is a predicted model, not a curated record.